Messenger RNA from Dunckerocampus dactyliophorus (ringed pipefish), 9391 nucleotides. RefSeq names its product myosin, heavy chain 11a, smooth muscle (gene myh11a). Gene Ontology annotation, cellular component: myosin complex. The transcript has 42 exons. Gene Ontology annotation, molecular function: ATP binding; actin filament binding; cytoskeletal motor activity. Lineage: Eukaryota; Metazoa; Chordata; Actinopteri; Syngnathiformes; Syngnathidae. The record is from RefSeq and is a predicted model, not a curated record. Bases 186 to 6122 code for a protein of 1978 amino acids.
AGCGCGUGCAGCCCCGCCCACGCGCGCCACUGAGCAGUUUAAAUGGAGAGGGUGGGAAUUUGACAGGGGUCUUUUGGACUGUUCGUGUGAGGAGUACUUCGUCAGCGCCGGAUGCUCCAAACCACAACUUUCCUCGAAACACGUUUUCGCCUCUUUAAUUACCUCCGCCCCCACCUGGCACAGAAAUGUCCAAGAAGGCCCCUAACGAGGACGAGAAGUUCCUCUAUGUUGACAAGGACUUCCUGAACAGCCCCAUGGCUCAGGCCGACUGGUCGGCCAAGAAGCUGGUAUGGGUCCCCUCGGAGCGGCACGGUUUCGAGGCCGCAAGCGUCAAGGAGGAGCGUGGAGACGAGGUCCUGGUGGAGCUGGCUGACAACGGCAAGAAGGUGACAGUCAACAAGGAUGACAUCCAGAAGAUGAACCCACCCAAGUUCAGCAAGGUGGAGGACAUGGCUGAGCUCACUUGUCUGAACGAGGCCUCGGUGCUGCACAAUAUCCGUGAGAGGUACUUCUCGGGACUUAUUUAUACGUACUCUGGCCUGUUCUGUGUGGUGGUGAACCCCUACAAGAUGUUGCCCAUUUACUCAGAGAAGAUCAUUGACAUGUACAAAGGGAAGAAGCGUCAUGAAGUCCCCCCGCAUAUCUACUCCAUCACCGACAACGCCUACAGGAACAUGAUGCAAGAUCGUGAGGACCAGUCCAUUCUUUGCACUGGGGAGUCUGGUGCUGGCAAGACAGAGAACACCAAGAAGGUCAUCCAGUAUCUGGCUGUUGUGGCUUCAUCACACAAAGGCAAGAAAGACAGCAGUGCUCAACAAUCAGGAUCACAGUUGGCCUACGGAGAGCUGGAGAAGCAGCUCCUGCAGGCCAAUCCCAUCUUGGAGGCCUUUGGGAAUGCUAAGACCAUCAAAAAUGACAACUCCUCCCGAUUUGGUAAAUUUAUCCGCAUCAACUUUGAUGUGACCGGCUACAUUGUUGGAGCCAAUAUCGAGACUUACCUUCUGGAGAAGUCUCGCUGUAUCAGACAGGCAAAGACAGAAAGAGCCUUCCAUAUCUUCUACUACAUGAUUGCUGGAGCCAAGGACAAGCUGAAAGAGGAGCUUCUUCUGGAGCCCUUCAGUAAUUACCGCUUCUUAAGUGCGGGCCACGUCCAGAUCCCAGGCCAGCAGGAUGAUGAGAUGUACGAAGAGACAAUGGAAGCCAUGACCAUCAUGGGCAUUACAGAUGAGGAGCGAAUCGAUAUCCUCAAAGUUUGUUCCACGGUCAUGCAGCUGGGAAACAUUGAGUUCAAGAAAGAAAGGAACCAGGAGCAGGCCACCAUGCCUGAUAACACAGCGGCUCAGAAGGUGUGUCACCUGCAGGGUAUCAACGUGACAGACUUCACCCGUGCCAUCCUCACGCCUCGGAUCAAAGUGGGCAGAGAGGUGGUGCAAAAGGCACAAACCAAAGAGCAGGCUGACUUUGCCAUCGAGGCCCUGGCCAAGGCUGUGUUUGAACGCCUUUUCCGCUGGAUCCUGGCUAGAGUCAACAAAGCCCUGGACAAGACCAAACGGCAGGGGGCCUCCUUUCUGGGAAUCCUCGAUAUCGCUGGCUUUGAGAUAUUUGAAGACAACUCCUUCGAGCAGCUCUGCAUCAAUUACACCAACGAGAAGCUGCAGCAGCUUUUCAACCACACCAUGUUCAUCCUGGAGCAGGAGGAGUACCAGAGAGAAGGUAUUGAGUGGAACUUCAUUGACUUUGGCCUGGACCUUCAGCCCUGCAUCGAGCUCAUUGAGAGGCCGAACAACCCUCCAGGCAUUCUGGCCCUGCUGGAUGAAGAGUGUUGGUUCCCCAAAGCCACAGACAUCUCCUUUGUGGAGAAACUCAUGAACACUCAAGGAAACCAUGUGAAAUUUGCUAAACCAAAACAGCUAAAAGACAAGACAGAGUUUUCUAUCCUUCACUAUGCUGGAAAGGUGGACUAUAAUGCCACAGCCUGGCUGACGAAGAACAUGGACCCUCUGAACGACAAUGUCACGUCACUGCUGAACAACUCCUCCAGCUCCUUCGUGCAAGACCUCUGGAAAGAUUCUGACAGAGUGGUUGGUCUCGACACCAUCGCCAAGAUGUCCGACACCUCCAUGCCCAGCGGCUCAAAGACCAAGAAGGGAAUGUUCCGCACGGUGGGGCAGCUCUACAAGGAAUCCCUCGCCAAACUCAUGACCACACUGCACAACACUCAGCCCAACUUUGUCAGAUGCAUCAUUCCGAACCACGAGAAGAGGGCGGGGAAGCUGGAUGCCCACCUGGUUCUGGAACAGCUCAGGUGUAAUGGCGUGUUGGAAGGUAUUCGAAUCUGCCGACAAGGAUUCCCCAACCGGAUUGUUUUCCAGGAGUUCCGCCAGCGCUAUGAGAUUCUGGCAGCAAAUGCUAUUCCGAAAGGUUUCAUGGAUGGAAAACAAGCUUGUUGUCUCAUGAUCAAGCAUCUUGACCUGGAUCCAAACCUGUACAGAAUUGGGCAGAGUAAGAUCUUUUUCCGCACUGGAGUUUUGGCCCAGCUGGAGGAGGAGAGAGACCUGAAGAUUACUGUGAUUAUCAUCGCCUUCCAGGCGCAGGCGAGAGGCUUCUUGGCCAGAAAGGCGUUUGCUAAAAGGCAGCAACAACUCACUGCCAUGAAAGUGAUCCAGCGGAAUUGCGCCGCCUACCUCAAACUUAGGAACUGGCAGUGGUGGAGGCUCUUCACCAAGGUCAAGCCUCUACUGCAAGUGACCCGUCAGGAGGAGGAGAUGAGCCUGAAGGAGGAGGAGCUGCAGAAAUCCAAAGAAAAUGCUGCCAAGUUUGAAACAGAGCUGAAGGAGAUAUCCUUGAAGCACACAGCGAUUUUGGAGGAGAGGAACGCACUGCAAGAGCAGCUCCAGGCGGAAACAGAGCUGUAUGCGGAAGCAGAGGAGAUGCGGGUGCGUCUGGGAGCCAAGAAGCAGGAAUUGGAGGAAAUCCUCCAUGAGAUGGAGGCAAGACUUGAUGAAGAAGAAGAACGUUCACAGUCGCUGCUGGUAGAAAAGAAGAAGAUGCAGCAGCAAAUGCAGGAAUUGGAAGAACAUUUAGAGGAGGAGGAAGAUGCACGCCAAAAGCUGCAGCUGGAGAAGGUCACCUGUGAAGGGAAGAUCAAAAAGCUUGAAGAUGACAUCCUUGUGAUGGAAGAUCAGAACAACAAGCUGCUUAAGGAGAGGAAGCUAAUGGAGGAGAGGAUUGCAGACUUCAGCGCUAAUCUGGCUGAAGAAGAGGAGAAGUCAAAGAACCUCACAAAGCUUAAAAAUAAGCAUGAGUCUAUGAUCUCAGAUCUGGAGGUCCGCCUGAAGAAAGAGGAAAAGACGCGGCAGGAGUUGGACAAGGUUAAGCGUAAGUUGGAGGCAGAGUCGAAUGAUCUGCAGGAGCAGAUAGCCGACCUGCAGGCCCAGAUCGCUGACCUCAAGGCCCAGCUGGCAAAGAAAGAGGAGGAGCUACAAAAUGCCUUAGCCAGGUUAGAAGACGAGACUGCUCAGAAGAACAAUGCCCUGAAGAAAAUCAGGGAGCUGGAGGGCCACAUCUCUGACCUGCAGGAAGACCUCGACUCUGAGAGAGCCGCCAGGAAUAAGGCAGAAAAGAUCAAACGGGACUUGGGGGAGGAGCUGGAGGCUCUUAAGUCAGAGCUGGAGGAUACCCUGGACAGUACCGCCACCCAGCAGGAGCUCAGAGCCAAACGUGAGCAGGAGGUGACCCUACUGAAGAGAGCCAUAGAGGAUGAGAACCGGACCCAUGAGGCUCAGAUACAUGAGAUGAGACAGAAACACACCCAGGCUGUAGAGGAGCUCACAGAGCAGCUAGAACAAUCUAAACGAGUCAAAUCAAACCUGGAGAAGGCCAAACAAGCUCUGGAGAAGGAGACAUCUGAGUUAACCAUGGAGGUGCGCUCGCUCACUCAAGCCAAACAAGAUGGGGAGCACAAGAGGAAGAAACUGGAGGGUCAAGUGACAGAUCUGCAGUCCCGUUUUGCUGACAGCGAGAAGCAAAAGGCUGAACUGGGGGAACGCUGCUCCAAGAUCACUGUGGAACUGGAGAGUGUGACAAACCUACUGAAUGAAGCUGAGGGCAAGAACAUUAAACUGAGCAAAGAUGUUUCCAGCCUCGGCUCCCAACUCCAGGAUGCACAGGAGCUGCUGGCUGAGGAGACACGCCAGAAGCUGCAGUUCUCUACGAAGCUCCGGCAGGCUGAGGAUGACAAGAACAGCCUGCAGGAGCAGCUUGAGGAGGAGAUGGAAGCCAAGAGGAACGUGGAGAGACACGUGUCUACCCUCAACAUCCAGCUAUCAGAUGCUAAGAAAAAGCUUGAAGAAAUGUCAGGGAACAUCGAGCUGCUGGAAGAAAGCAAGAAACGUCUGCAGAGAGAUUUGGAGGCAGCCAACACCCAGUUUGAGGAGAAGGCCUCCGCCUACGACAAACUGGAGAAGACCAAAAAUCGUCUGCAACAGGAGCUGGAGGACACACUGAUGGACCUUGACAACCAGAGGCAGAAUGUUUCAAACCUUGAGAAAAAGCAGAAGAAGUUUGAUCAGAUGCUAGCUGAGGAGAAGAGUAUCUCCAGUAAAUACGCAGAGGAGAGGGAUAAGGCUGAGGCUGAGGCCAGAGAGAAGGAGACCAAGGCUUUGUCCCUAGCGAGGGCUAUGGAGGAGGCCCAGGAUGCCAGAGAGGAGCUGGAGAGAGCCAACAAAGCCCUGAGGAUGGAGAUGGAGGAUCUGAUCAGCUCAAAGGAUGAUGUUGGAAAGAAUGUCCAUGAGCUGGAGAAGUCCAAGCGAGGUCUGGAGGCCCAGGUGGAGGAGAUGAAGACUCAGCUGGAGGAACUGGAGGACGAGCUGCAGGCGGCUGAGGAUGCCAAACUGCGCCUGGAGGUCAACAUGCAGGCUCUGAAAGCCCAGUUUGAGCGGGAUCUCCAAGGUCGCGAUGAGAUGGGAGAAGAAAAGAAGAGACAGCUUGUCAAGCAGGUCCGAGAGUUAGAGACAGAGCUGGAGGAUGAACGCAAGCAGAGGGCCUCUGCAGCAGCAGCCAAGAAGAAAUUGGAGACUGACAUGAAAGACCUGGAGGGCCAGAUUGAGACCGCCAAUAAGGGACGGGAUGAGGCCAUCAAGCAGCUCCGAAAGAUCCAAGCCCAAAUGAAAGACUUCCAGAGGGAGCUCGAAGAUGCCCGUGCUGCCCGUGAGGAGGUGCUGACUACGGCGAAAGAGAGUGAGAAGAAAGCCAAGGGCCUGGAGGCUGAGCUCAUGCAGCUGCAGGAGGAAUUGGCUGCAGCUGAAAGGGCACGGAAGCAAGCAGAGGCCGAACGGGACGAGCUGUCGGACGAGCUGGCAAGCAACUCUUCUGGAAAGUCUGCCUUGGCAGAUGAGAAGCGUCGUCUGGAAGCUAAGAUCUCCCAGCUGGAGGAAGAGCUGGAAGAAGAGCAGAGCAACAUGGAGAUCCUCAACGACCGGCUGAGGAAAAGCACACAGCAGGUGGAUCAGCUCAACGGCGAGCUGCAGACUGAGCGCACUGCCUCCCAGAAGAACGAGAGUGCCCGGCAGCAGAUGGAGCGCCAGAACAAGGAGCUGAAGGCCAAGCUCAGUGAAAUGGAGAACCAGGUCAGGUCCAAGUUCAAGUCCUCCAUCACCGCUUUGGAGGCCAAAGUGGCCCAGCUGGAGGAGCAGCUGGAGCAGGAGAACAGGGAGAAGCAGGCUACCGCCAAGAGCGUUCGCCAGAAAGACAAGAAGCUCAAAGACCUGGUGAUGCAGGUGGAGGACGAAAGGAAACAGGCAGAACAGUACAAAGACCAGGCGGAGAAGGCCAACACGCGCAUGAAGCAGCUGAAGAGGCAGCUGGAGGAGUCGGAGGAGGAGUCUCAGCGAGCUACAGCCGCCCGCAGGAAGCUCCAGCGUGAGCUGGAUGAAGCCACCGAGGCCAACGACGCCAUGAGUCGCGAGGUCAACUCUCUCAAGAGCAAACUCAGGCGGGGAAAUGAGCCCUCUUUCGGCAGCACGCCUCGGCGUAUCGGCGGAGGCCGGAGGGCGGUCGAGGAUGCAUCCGAGGAGGAGGCAGACUCCCAAAGUGACUUCAAUGGAACCAAGUCUGCAGACUGAGAGACGAGAUGAAAUCUAAUCGACUAACCAGAGUCUUAUUUGCACCUCCCCAGUUCCACGCCACAUGAAAAUAUACACUGCCCGGCCAAGGAAAAGUCACACACUGUUUUGUUGGGCCGCCUUUAGCUUCCACGUGGCGUCAUACAGCAUCAUAAGAAACGCAGCUUUGUAAAUCCUGACAGUUACGAGAUACUGGUGAGUGAACGUGAUGCCCCUUAUGCCGUCAAACUCUACUCUGUUCCUUCGGUCGUUAGCUUGCAACAUUUUUGGGCACACAAUGUUGUUGAAGGUUGACGCGACCAACCCAAACAAGCCCAGAUCUUAACACGGCACCAACAGGCAAGCUAUUCAAUCAAAUACGGCAUUUGUUUUCGGCCAUGGACCUUAGGUGUCAUGUCAAAAGAUGAAUAAAUAUAGCUUUUUUUUUUUUUUGCUACAUCUACAAAUGUCCUGGCUCACGUGUCAGUUUUAAAACCCAAACUUGCUCUAGAACAGGGGUGGGCAAACUUUUUGACUCGCGGGCCACGCUGGGUUAAAAAAUGUGGCCAUCUGUAUCGAUGGUCAUGAAACAGAACGACCUACUUGCUCACGGUGCAACAAAGCGACAACACAACACAUCCACAGCAAGGUAAAGCAUCGCAUAAAUCAACUACUGCUAUUACGUGGGUGAUAAAUGGCAACUAAGCGCUGAACGUGACAUAACUUCAAACUGUUACUUUGUCACCACCUCCUCAAUCAGGGAAAAAUGCAUUAAAGACGGAAAAAUGCUGGGAGAAAGGGUACCACAAGCUACCCUGCAUGUCUUGCGGCGGGAAUAUAUGGGUGUUUUUUGGCAUGGGUACAUACAUUGUGCGUACAUAUUUAUUUUCAUGCCCACAUGGUGCAGUGGUACUUUGUGCGUUGUGUGUGUUGUUUGGGUCGCUUUUUCGUACAAGCUGCAGAUUGCAUCGCACUAUUUUGGCAACUCAAGCGUUCCCCAAUAGCCCUGCGAGUCAUGUCAAAGGUUUUAAAAAAUAUAUUAAAAAAAGAGUUUGGAAAUGCCCGGUGGCCUAGAUUAAGACGCUUGACGGCCGCAGUUUUCCCACCCCCGCUCUAGAACGUUUGUGCUCAUUUGACCACGUGCACUUUCCAUGCUCGCCAGUAUUUAUGCACCCUGGCACGUUACAGUUCAUAGCUUUUAAGGCAUCCACCAGCUAUUAAGAGAAUUUUCGGGAGUGUGUAUCAGUUUCAGAUUCAGGUGAAUAACUUUUUAGAUGCUGGCCUCACGGCUUGGUGAAAUGCACAUUUUUUCAGAAGCACAACACAACACAGCUAGAGCAGUGGUUCUCAACUGGUGUGGCUGCGGGACCCGCGGAAAACUUUCAGCUCCUACUUCUUACGUAUCUUAUAUUUAAAGGGCCCUUUUGCAACAAUUACAUGGAAGCAUAGGGAGCGCAAACCUUCCAACAUGUUGCAAGCAUUAUAUCCCGCCUUCCUCCUGCUCAGGAACAAUAAGCUUUGAAAUUAUUUGAGCCAAAAGUGUGUUUACCGGUUUUCGGUCAGCAAGUGGUUUAUCUGAGGAGUUGAAUCAGAGCAACUGGCCUUGGGCCUGGAUGACAGGAUGAGAGCUUCUGAUUAAUGCAGUAGGUACAGUAAUAGUAAUAAUAAGAGGUCCAUUACUUCGGUAGACCACCCUUCUGCCUGGGUCAGCAGAUCGAAUUGGGCAUGAAAACGUCAAACGUCAUACUGUACCUGUAGUUUUUGUUAUGGGCAGAAUUCCCCCAUACGACAUGAGACGCCUUUGUGUCUUCUCCAGCUUGUAUAAAGACCAUGUAGCUGUGUGUCGGACAGACGGCACGUUAAACGGAGAGUUAGGAUGUUUUGGCAUGAAGUUGUAUGACAUCCCCAUCAGCAGUGCUUGGUCCGGUGAGCAUUGUUGCCACCUUUUCAGUAAGAAAAACACCUAUUGGCUGUCCUGGACGUCUCUAGAUGACAUCAACGUCUAAUUUGCAUAUGAAGCUGUAAAAUGCGGUAGGAAAAAAGCAUAACCUCGUAGAACAGACAAAAAAGUGAGUAUAAACACCUUAAUUGCCUUUAGAAGUACAAAUAAACUUGCUUCUUGGUUUGUUAAUUUAAAAUUGUCCAUUUCAUCAAAAUAAAAUAACCUUAAUAUUUUGUGCCUCUCAGGUUCUCCCAUCACACGUUGGCUAUCGAGAAUUGUUUUUAAAUGAGCACAAAUGAACAGAGAGUAUCAGAUUAUGCUGUGUUUAUUCCAUAGCUCGCAUUAACAUGAGUCGGUGUAGUUCGUGAGUAGCACACUCUUGUGGUGAAUAUAUGUAAUAGCAAUUCAUUUGCACUUCACUCUUUACUUAAGUGGCCGCAACCAUAGACAGAUAGAUGCCGCAUCGAGUAGGUUUGUUCACUGCUGCGAUACACGUCAACGUCGCGGACAUAUUGUAGGUGUCACGGCUGCGUUGUAAAUUAAUAGGAAACAGUGAGGCACCAAAACGAUUCAGGUUUUCGGUGGUAUUCAAUUCCAAGCGCAGACUUGACACAUCCAAUAUGGCGUCGACGUUAACGUACCGCUCGGCGGUCAAUGCGAUGUGUAUGUCUAUUGCCCCAGCAACUAGCGGAACUACGGUCUUUGUCCCAGCAUGUGGACGCUUAUGGCCAUGUCCUACAACUUCAUGUAAAAAAAAAAAAUCACACUCCAUGCCCUUCAAACCACUUUUGGGUCGCGACCCACCAGUCUGAAUAAGAAUGACUUAAAAAAAACCAACCAAGCUGUGUGAUUUGCUGUUAUUGACGCCAUUUUGUGUUGCACCGAAUGUAGUAUUAAUUACCGUGCCAACCCGCCAGCAGAGCCAAAAUUGUACGUCAAGUGUGGAUGGUAUGUCACCUUGAAGUGUAAAAGUGGAACUACUAUCAGCUACUCUUGUCUUGUCUUGCCUGUGACUGCUGUUAAUGUUUUAGAGCAGUGUUUAAUAGGUUGGAAAUGUAGAUUAUUCUACACCCAGUCUGCUUUUUGUAUCCUAACUACUAGUCAGCUAUGGCAUUUUUGUAUGGUCACUGUUUUAUACUUUUUGCCCAUAUAUAUAUAAAAAGAUUAUUCAUCAAGAGUUUUGGGUUACUCCAUGAACAAUUUGGAACUAUUUGUUGACUAAAGCGUGCCCCUGUCAUCACACUCCACUCUUCAAUAAUUGUAUUACCGACGGAUGUUUACGUUGCACACUUUCCUUCUACUAAUUGUUGAACCACUUGCACAAAAUAAAACAUCAGUACCAAAAAAA